CAAGUUCUCUCUCUCGCGUUUGAUGCACUCUGCUUCUCUUUAAAUACGCAAAGCCCCGCACAAUUAGGCAACAAUUGUUGCGGUUCAUUGCUUUAUUGUUUUUAUUAGCUUAAGUAGAGCUUAUACUAAACUCAGUGUAGUCAGUAGUAUGUCAUUUAUUCUUUUGUCUGUCGUCUAGUGAUUUUCAUGUGAUUUCGUGUGUUUUUGUUUUUGUUUGUGAACUAUGUCAAAGGAUAAUUUUUUAAUGCAAUGGCUGCAACAAUCUUAUUCCAGUGAUGGCUCUCAUGUGGCUGAACCUAUACCCAAAAAUAUAUUGGAGGAUAAAUCCAUAUUUCCAGACUUCAAAUCGGGCCCCCUUAAGGCCUAUCGCGAGAAAAGUUCAUUCUGUCACAAACGCAUGAAUGUCUUGUUGGAAGGUGAAGAUCAUAUACGGCUAAAGCACCGCAUCUGGAAUUUUAUGGAAAAACAUGCCGAUUUCCAACGUGAACCUGAAACACCUUCGCUGGAACGUCAACGUCAAUUGGCCAAUAAGCGCCAGCAUAUUUUGUAUCACCAAAACUUUUAUGGUCUGGCCGAAUACAUUUCAAACCCCCGUCUGUCUUUGGCUGCCGCCCAGGCUAUGUUCAGUUAUGAAUUCAGUUUUUCGGUGAAAUACUCUCUCUCCAAUGGCAUGUUCCCAAGCACAAUCUUGACUUUGGGCACAGAGCGUUUGGGUCAUUACGCCAGCAAAAUACAAAAUGGUGAAAUUGUGGGCGCUUUUGCUUUGACGGAAUUUUCUCACGGUACCAAUGCACGGGGAAUGCGUACCAGAGCCACCUAUGACAAUAAGACCAAAGAGUUUAUUAUACAUACACCUGAUUUUGAGGCUGCCAAAUGUUGGGUGGGAAAUCUGGGCAAAACUUGUACACAUGCAGUGGUCUAUGCCCAACUGUAUGUGCCAGAUGAUACCUAUGUGGGUUUGUGUGCUUUCUUGGUGCCCAUACGCGAUGAAAGAACUUUGCUAGCCUUCCCCGGAGUCACAGUGGGUGAUUUGGGUGAGAAGAUUGGUUUGAAUGGCAUCGAUAAUGGUUUUGUCAUGUUCAACAAUUAUCGCAUUCCCAAGGAUAAUUUGCUUUCGAAAACUGGAGACAUUGAUGAACAAGGCAACUAUAGCAGUCCCAUUAAAGAUGAUCGCAAGCGUUUAGGUGCUUCUUUGGGUGCUCUCUCAGCUGGGCGCGUUAACAUUUGCAACUUGGCUACUGUGGCUUUUACCAAAGCCAUUACAAUUGCCACCAGAUAUUCGGCGGCCCGCAGACAAUUUGGUCCUGAGGAUACCAAUGAAGAAUGGGCUGUCAUUGAAUAUCAGUCUCAACAAUAUCGUCUUAUACCUCAUUUGGCCACAGCCUAUGCCAUGAAAAUCUUUAGUUUGUGGUUGGGCAUUGAAAAUGUUGAUAUGACCACCCGCUCUUUCAUGGGAGAGGAUACCUCAAAGGUUGGCAUGGAAAUUCAUGCUGUCUCCUCGGCUGCAAAACCCAUUUGCACUUGGGCUGCUCGUGAUGGCAUACAAGAGUGCCGUGAAGCUUGUGGUGGUCAUGGCUAUUUGAAGUCUAGCGGUUUGGGUGAUUUGCGCAACGACAACGAUGCCAACUGCACUUAUGAGGGCGAGAACAAUACCUUAAUUCAACAGGCCUCCAAUUGGUUGGUAGGCUUAAGGCGUGGCAAUGCUAAUUUCGAGGAUGUAUCACCUUUGAAAACAGUUGCCUUUCUUAAGGAUAUGGAUCAGAUAUUAAAACAAAAGGCUGAGGAGAAAAAUGCCAAGGAGGUGUCUUGUCCUCAUAAUAUCUUGAAAGCUCUCAAUUGGUUGGUGGCCUAUCAAUUGGAAGAGACUGUCCAACGUGUGGAGGCCUUGAAGCGCCAAGGUUUGGAUGGCUUCGAGACCCGCAACAACAUGCAAGUCUUUAACGCCCAAACCCUGUCCAUUGUCUUUGCUCAACGCACAAUUUAUGCCAUCUUCCAUAAAUUUGUUAUGGACCAACCUCAAAGCAAUGAGAAGAAUGUUUUGCUUAAAAUUUUAGCCAUGUACGGUUGCAGUUUAAUUAUCAAACAUGGUGCCAUUUUCUAUCAAGGAGGUUAUUUCCGUCAAAAUGGUCAACUAAAAUUGUAUCAUCAGGUAGUUUUGGAUUUGUUGCCCGUUUUAAAGGACGAGGCAAUUUCAUUGGUUGAUGCCAUUGCCCCAACUGAUUUCAUUUUGAAUUCUCCUCUCGGCAUGAGCGAUGGCAAUAUUUAUCUGCAUAUACAACGUUCCGUUAUGUCUGCUCCUGGUGUGUUUGAACGUCCAGAAUGGUGGCGUGAGGUCACCUACAAAGACUACAUUCCAAAGGCCAAUUUGUAAGCAAACGAGUAUGACUGACUGGCUCUCUAGAAAAAAUAGAACAGAAUUUGCUUUAUCAGAAAAUUUUCAAAGGAAAAUUUUUAUAUUUAAGUUAAAAUAAGUUUUAAAAUAUUUGUGAUUUUUCCAAUAUUUCAACAAAGGUGGUGUUGUGCAUUCAAUAUAGAAGAUUUUUUGUUUUGUAACAAUA
Molecule: messenger RNA, 2558 nt
Organism: Stomoxys calcitrans (stable fly)
Lineage: Eukaryota; Metazoa; Arthropoda; Insecta; Diptera; Muscidae
Gene: Acox3
Product: peroxisomal acyl-coenzyme A oxidase 3
Exons: 6
Coding region: 224-2371 (715 amino acids)
Biological process (GO): lipid homeostasis; fatty acid beta-oxidation using acyl-CoA oxidase
Cellular component (GO): peroxisome
Molecular function (GO): pristanoyl-CoA oxidase activity; FAD binding; fatty acid binding
Source: RefSeq, a predicted model, not a curated record